GGCUGUAGCGACGGAGAUGGCGGCGGCAGCGGCGACGGCGACGGAGGCUGUGGCCUCCGGCUCUGGAGAACCCCGAGAGGAGGCCGAAGCUUCGGGCCUCGCCUGGGAUGAGUCCCAGCUGCGUAGUUAUAGCUUUCCGACCCGGCCCAUCCCCCGUCUGAGUCAGAGCGACCCCCGGGCGGAGGAGCUUAUCGAGAAUGAGGAGCCUGUGGUGCUGACAGACACAAAUCUUGUGUAUCCUGCUCUGAAAUGGGACCUCGAAUACCUGCAGGAGAACAUUGGCAACGGAGACUUCUCUGUGUACAGUGCCAGCACCCACAAGUUCUUGUACUAUGAUGAAAAGAAGAUGGCCAAUUUCCAGAACUUUAAGCCCAGGUCCAACAGGGAGGAAAUGAAAUUUCACGAGUUUGUUGAGAAACUGCAGGAUAUACAGCAGCAAGGAGGGGAAGAGAGGUUGUAUCUGCAGCAAACACUCAAUGACACUGUGGGCAGGAAGAUCGUCAUGGACUUCUUGGGUUUUAACUGGAACUGGAUUAAUAAGCAACAGGGAAAGCGUGGCUGGGGACAACUGACAUCCAACCUACUGCUCAUUGGCAUGGAAGGAAAUGUGACACCUGCUCACUAUGAUGAGCAGCAGAACUUCUUUGCUCAGAUAAAAGGCUACAAGCGAUGCAUUUUAUUCCCUCCGGAUCAGUUUGAGUGCCUGUACCCAUAUCCUGUUCAUCACCCAUGUGACAGACAGAGCCAGGUGGACUUUGACAAUCCUGACUACGAGAGGUUCCCCAAUUUCCAGAACGUGGUUGGUUAUGAAACAGUGGUUGGCCCUGGUGAUGUUCUUUACAUCCCAAUGUACUGGUGGCAUCACAUAGAGUCAUUACUAAAUGGGGGGAUUACCAUCACUGUGAACUUCUGGUAUAAGGGGGCCCCCACCCCUAAGAGAAUUGAAUAUCCUCUCAAAGCCCAUCAGAAAGUGGCCAUAAUGAGAAACAUUGAGAAGAUGCUUGGAGAGGCCUUGGGGAACCCACAAGAGGUGGGGCCCUUGUUGAACACAAUGAUCAAGGGUCGAUACAACUAGCCUGCCAGGAGUCGAGGCCUCCUGCCAGGUGACUGCUAGCCCGUCCACACCGCUUCAUUGAUGAGGACAGGAGACUCCAAGCGCUAGUAUUGCACGCUGCACUUAAUGGACUGGACUCCUGCCAUGGCCCUGGAGGCAGGUGUUUGGGGCAAGGCAGGGUGGUUGGCGCUCCACUCCCAUUUGGAGAGACUUCUUGCCCUUGCCUCUGUGCCCCAGCAUCUUCCCUCUCUGCCCCCACUAAGGCCUGCAUUCAGUGUGUGGAGUCCCAGCUUCUGGUUGUCAUCACGUCUGUGUGCGUCAGUCUGUCACCCUUGGGAUGAGUGUGCGUGUGUGUGCAUGCACACGCACGUGUGUAUCUGUUCCUUGCUUUCUCCUUCUGAGUCAGGAUGCCACUGCUGGCCCUUGGGCCUGUCUCCUGCAGCCUCAGUGCCUCAGCCUGAGAGAGAGGAGAUGGUCUCGGAUGCCCACUAUAUCUGGGCUGCGGGGCCAGAGCACUCCUGACCACCAGGUCAAUCUGCCUCCUUCCAGUUUUCACAGUCAGGCUCUAGGCUGGGUGGCAAUGGUUACUGGGACUCUUCAUGGGCAGAGUGAGAGGGGGACUUGCCUCUGAGAGCCUGGAUAGCCUUCCUGUGAGAGAAUCAGAGUUCCAACUUGGACCUUUCAGCUCAAGCCAUACAUAAAAAAACCCUCGGGACAUGAGAGCCAGGGAUUAUGCCUAAGUUCCAAAUUGCAGACACAUACAGCUUCUCUAUUACAGCACCAGCUCCAGCUCCCCGUGCUGAGUACCAGGGGAGUUCUCUUAGUAGUGGCUUCUCUAGGUUCUAGGGCUAUGAGCCUCUGUGUGGAUGUGUGUGUGAUAUGUGUGCACACACACACGUGCAUCUGUGUCCGUGUCCACACUGGCCUGCCUCUUGGCUUACUGAGUUUCUCCACUGCUUAACCUUGUCCAGUGGGACACACAGUGUAAGCCCCAGGGAAGUACUGCCUGGCCUAGCCUAAAGCUUUUAAACUCAGUUUUAGCCAUCGGACGCUGGUCAGGUCUCACUGCAACCCACCUGAGGCUGAGUGGUGAGAGCCUCCAGGUCCUGUGACCCUCCCUGCCCAGGCCACGUCCUCCACUCCUGCGGAGCCUCCUGGUCAAGUAAAUGAAAUGGGGUCAAGCCUAGGCAGCCAGCUUGCCACCUGUCAUCCACCUCAGGGCAAGGACAAAAAUACAGCCUUGCCUCUUAAAGCCAGCGCCUCUGCCAGACCCCUCUGUAAUGUUCCACAAACACCCUUGAAAGUCAGGGCAGCUGAUGAUGGAGCACAGAAGUGGAAUUUCUUUUCCUGUUCAUUGUUACUUGUGGGAACCCCUCUCAGGGCUGCAGCUUGGAGCUGGGUACUACACAACCCAGAGGGCCAUCGGUCACAUGAUUCAGUAGAACUGGGGCCACUGGAAUUGGGCAGUAUGGUGGCCCUGUAGUCCUGUGUCUUCUCACCUCCACUCCCAUCUCCAUGCCCCUUCUCUCUGGAAGGAAAGAGGAGUUGGAAAACUCUGGGGUUUUUUUGUUUGUUUUGUUUUAUUUUUUGCCAAAGGUUUACUGUCAGCUUCUGAGCUGUGGCUCUAACCCCCAAAGCUCAGUUUACAGUUACAGUUAACAGCGCACUGAUGGACUGAGAGGAUGUAUGUGUGUGCGUGUGUGCACCUGUUUGGGUAUUGGGGUAGGGGUGUUUAUUCUUAGUACCCCAUUCUGGGGUUCUCUGAUGCAGCGUGGGUGUGCAAACACGGUACCUUCUCAAGUGUAGUUCUUUCAAAUAUAGCCAAUGCUGGAAAAUGUGA
This is a messenger RNA of Enhydra lutris kenyoni (northern sea otter), 2894 nucleotides long. It is a transcript of the gene HIF1AN, whose product is annotated as hypoxia inducible factor 1 alpha subunit inhibitor. Bases 17 to 1075 code for a protein of 352 amino acids. The transcript is spliced from 8 exons. Lineage: Eukaryota; Metazoa; Chordata; Mammalia; Carnivora; Mustelidae. The record is from RefSeq and is a predicted model, not a curated record. Gene Ontology annotation, molecular function: ankyrin repeat binding; [protein]-asparagine 3-dioxygenase activity; peptidyl-histidine dioxygenase activity. Gene Ontology annotation, biological process: peptidyl-aspartic acid hydroxylation; negative regulation of Notch signaling pathway. Gene Ontology annotation, cellular component: nucleus; cytoplasm.